Messenger RNA from Zophobas morio, 873 nucleotides. RefSeq lists its product as uncharacterized. The coding region runs from base 1 to 873 and encodes 290 amino acids. The transcript has 4 exons. Lineage: Eukaryota; Metazoa; Arthropoda; Insecta; Coleoptera; Tenebrionidae. The record is from RefSeq and is a predicted model, not a curated record.
AUGUGCGAUCCUUCUCUUCCUUUUGAGAAAUCUGACCAUAUGAUACUAAAUGUCGAUCGCCAGCCUGCAGUUUGUCUUAAACUAGUAGCUGCCGCUAUCAAUGAUCUUAAGGAGACAUCAGCACCUGGUUUGGAUAAAAUUUCUCCAAAGCUACUGAAAAUUAGUUGUGACCAUUUUGCACCUUGUCUUUCCAAUAUAAUACAACAAUCCCUCGACUGUUGCCGAGUACCACCUGCCUGGUUACUUUCAGUCGUUAUACCUGUUUACAAAAAAGGCGACAGCGAAAGUCUGUGUGGGAAUGUUAAGAUCCUUGGUGGGGUUCCGCAGGGCUCAGUAUUAGGGCCCCUCUUGUUUUUGUUGUAUAUCGCUGAUUUACCAACUCACUUCUCCUCUACCAUUUCAAUGUUUGCUAAUGAUACUAAAUUAUAUGUCAACCCGCCUACUAAUUACGCCCAGCUUACAAAAGAUCUAGAGGCUCUCAAAGCAUGGUGUUCCGAUUGGCUGCUACUUUUAAAUUCUGACAAAUGCACGGUUCUCCAUCUGAGUAAGAAUAACCCUAUGCUUAGUUACAACAUUGCGGGAGGACCUUUAACUGUAGUGGAUUAUCAAAACGAUUUAGGUAUUAUUAUUUUUUCCGACCUCAAAUGGAAAUUGUCUCGCCGCUCUUUUCGUAAUUCUACUCCCUCCACUGGUGCUAAACUGUUUCGGAUGUACUUUAGGCCAAAAUUAGAGUUUGCCGCUCCAGCCUGGUCGCCGUAUUUUGCUAAGGACAUUAGCACUUUGGAGCGAGUCCAGCGAUGGGCACUAAGCUGGCUCCUGUUUUUUAGACACAGACCGUAUGAGGAACAGUUAUCUAUUAUGAAGUUCCUGUAG